CUCAUGAAUGAUGCCAAGUUAACAACUCAGUUUCCAAGUGCUUACAUCAAAUUACCGGUGUUGGAUUUGAAUUCUAUUCACUACCACAAAGAAUUAGUUUAUCGCAUAGCAGCCCAAAACAAUCAACAUUAGCAAAAUGAUGAACGUUUCGAAAAUCUUCGCUUUAUUUGCCGUUUUCGCCAUUGCCCUUUCAAUUGCUAUUGCUGAGGCCCGGCCACAGAAUACAAUUGAAACAACCCAGAAUAUGAGCUUAGACUCGGUUGAUACGGAUAUUGAUGAUUUGCGUAGCCUUUACUAUGAUCUGCCAGUGCAACAAAACAUUUAUCCCAAUUUGCCACUGGAUCGCUUGCAAAUGAUGUUCGCCCAAUAUCGACCCACUGCCUAUCUGCGGUCACCAAUAUCCAACGACAUUUACCGUUUGCCAGAAGCCAAGCGCCAAGUCAAAUACAGGCAAUGCUACUUCAAUCCAAUCUCAUGCUUCAAGAAGUAAAUUUCCCAGAAAACGCUCGAAAUGGACCUUGUUGUAAUCGCUCUGCAUCUAAAUCAUGGGAAGAUACAUACAAACUCGGCGGAAAGAAAAAACCAAAAUAAAUACAGAUUUCCAAUUAAACACAGCCCUUAAACUUUCCCGAAUCUGCUUCAAGAGAUGUUUGCUUAAAUUCAAAACUAUGUUUCACCAUUCAAGCCUCCACACGUCUAAUACACAUACAUACAUACUAUAUCCUUAGAUUUAAGCCCCAAUGUCAAUGGAAACACUUCUUUGUUUUUAGAAUUUAUUUUGAAGCAACGAAUAUUCUUCUAAUAAUGUAUUUUGCAAAAUAUUGAAAAAAAAAAGAAAACAACCAAUCAACAAAAAGAAUCAAUACUUAAAAAUUUUAACUUAUUUGGUAUGGUAUGCAUAUGGUGUGUGAUACACCUUUCUGGCACUACUUACUUAUCGCCUUACCGUGAAUUGUAAGUUGUACGUACAUAUGUAUUUUAAUAUUUCACACAUAUUGCCCUACGUAUACAUGCAUAUAUAUGUUAAACAAAACAAAACAAAAACAAAUAAAUUAAUGAAAAGACAACCAAAAAAUAUUUGUACAAAAUACUUACAUAGACACAUGAGAUCCCAUCAUCCAAAGUUAUCAACGGAACCAAACACAUACAUACACACAUAUUGUUGUAAAUUAAGUCAUUCAAUGGAAUUACGAUGUAAUUAUAAUCAUCAUUAAUAAAAAUCAUAAUAAAUGUUUUAAAUUUUAAAAGA
This is a messenger RNA of Musca domestica (house fly), 1249 nucleotides long. RefSeq lists its product as hypothetical. The record is from RefSeq and is a predicted model, not a curated record. The coding region runs from base 137 to 490 and encodes 117 amino acids. Lineage: Eukaryota; Metazoa; Arthropoda; Insecta; Diptera; Muscidae. The transcript has 4 exons.